AAGAUCGCGAGGAGGUGAGACGCACGGGAAAGUCGCGAGCCGAGCCUAGGGCCUGACCCUAGGCGGACAGGUGACACGUGCCCUGACCCCAGGCGGACGCUCCCGCCUUCGGAGCCUCGAUUUCCCGGGGCAUGUGAUGGGCAUCCAUUCUCCUCGGCCCCCCUGGGUUGUGUUCACGGUGAAGAGGCGGGCCUGACAGGGGAAUCUGGGCCUAAUCAGUGUUUUACCACAAGACUGGCUCUGGAACGCGUUCUUCUGGGACUCGUUUUUAGAGCAAAAACUACAUUGCCCAGAAGGCUGUGCACGGGGGUGUCCGCGGCAGUACCGGGGCCACUGAGUGACAGGACAGGGGCAUUUCCUGCGGCUCGUUGACAUGGGGACGGGGCUUCCGGCCUCCUGGAGGCAUACGUCAUUUGUGUGCGACGAUUCCGUCCACGCCAGCUGUGGGGAGGGGUCGCUGUUCUGUGGCCGCUUCCAGUGCAGCGCAUCCAAAAAGAGGAGAAGGAGGGUUGCGACUCACCUCCGCGCCUUUGAACGGGCCGUGAGCCGCGCGGUGACCGGAGAGUGCGAAAGUCAGCCGAGGUCACCCCUCCCAGGACAGGGAAGAGGUGGCGGUCGGCCGAGCCCGCGGGACCCGCCUCUGUCCACGGGGUCCCAUGAUGGCGGCGGCGUGGAUGGACCCUGCGCAGGUAUCUGUGACCUUCGACGAUGUGGCCGUGACUUUUACCCAGGAGGAGUGGGGGCAGCUGGACCCGGCCCAGAAGACCCUGUACCAGGAGGUGAUGCUGGAAAACUGUGGACUUCUGGUGUCUCUGGGGUGUCCCGUCCCCAGACCGGAGCUCAUCUGCCAGCUGGCGCGCGGGCAGGAGCCGUGGACGGCGAAGAGAGGCCUCUCCCAGAACACCUACCCAGGUGACAAAGGAAAACCCAAGGCCACAGUAUCUGCCAUUGGUGAGCCAGCCCUGUCUGAGGGCGCCCCCGUCCAGGAACAACUAAUACAAGGAGUUGCAGGAGACUCCCAGAAGCGCCAAACCAAGGAUCAGGAUGGGUCAUUGGAAAUGCAAGAAGGACAUUUGAGACCAGAGAUAGAUCCCCAGAAGGAGAAACUCCCUGGGAAAUCAAGCUCUGAAGAUGGCAACAUAGGGACAGCUGAUAAUGUGUGUUCAAGAAUUGUACAGGAGCCAGUCCCUCUGCGAGGUGCUGUCCAUGACCAUGACUCGUGUGGAUCAGGUAAAGAUCCCAUGAUUCAAGAAGAAGAAAAUAUCUUUAAAUGCAACGAAUGUGGGAAAAUUUUUAACAAGAAACGCCUCCUUGCUCGACACGAGAGAAUUCACUCUGGGGUGAAGCCCUAUGAAUGCACUGAGUGUGGGAAAACCUUUAGUAAAAGCACUUACCUCCUCCAGCACCACAUGGUCCACACCGGGGAGAAGCCCUAUAAGUGCAUGGAGUGCGGGAAGGCCUUCAACCGCAAGUCACACCUUACCCAGCACCAGCGGAUUCACAGUGGAGAGAAGCCUUAUAAGUGCAACGAGUGUGGAAAGGCCUUCACCCACCGCUCCACUUUUGUCUUGCAUAACAGGAGCCACACCGGAGAGAAACCUUUUGUGUGCAAAGAGUGUGGAAAAGCCUUCCGAGAUAGGCCGGGUUUCAUACGUCACUACAUCAUCCACAGUGGCGAGAAUCCCUACGAAUGCUUCGAGUGUGGCAAGGUCUUCAAACACAGGUCCUACCUCAUGUGGCACCAGCAGACUCACACUGGGGAGAAGCCCUACGAGUGCAGCGAGUGCGGGAAGGCCUUCUGUGAGAGCGCGGCCCUCAUUCACCACUACGUCAUCCACACGGGGGAGAAGCCCUUCGAGUGCCUGGAGUGCGGGAAGGCCUUCAACCACAGGUCCUACCUCAAGAGGCACCAGAGGAUCCACACCGGGGAGAAGCCCUAUGUGUGCACUGAGUGUGGAAAGGCCUUCACCCACUGUUCCACUUUCAUCUUGCACAAAAGGGCCCACACUGGAGAAAAACCUUUUGAGUGCAAAGAAUGUGGGAAAGCCUUUAGCAAUCGUGCAGACCUCAUCCGACACUUCAGCAUCCACACCGGGGAGAAGCCCUACGAGUGCAUGGAAUGCGGGAAGGCCUUCAACCGCCGCUCGGGGCUCACGAGGCACCAGCGGAUUCACAGUGGAGAGAAACCCUAUGAAUGUGUCGAGUGUGGGAAAACCUUCUGCUGGAGUACAAACCUUAUUCGACACUCCAUCAUCCACACCGGGGAGAAGCCCUAUGAAUGCAGCGAGUGUGGAAAGGCCUUCAGUCGUAGCUCCUCCCUCACUCAGCAUCAGAGGAUUCAUACUGGGAGACACCCCGUCAGUGGCAGUGCAGCAGAAGUGGGGAGACCCUUCGCGAGCGGGCAGUCCUCGGUCAACCUCCAAGAGCUCCUGUUGGGGAAAGACUUUUUGAAUGUAGCCACUGAGGAAACCUCUUACUCAGAAUCUGAUCAUUCAUACCAAAGAGAAACCCCUCAGUUUUCUUCCCUGUGAGAAACCCUUCUGUUGCAGGAUAUCUGUUGUCAUCUAAUGAGUCAUACUGGAAAUUCAUCCAGCCUAGAGCCUUAUUCUACAACUGAGAACUCAUCCAGGGAGAGACCCAGCGGUUAUAUGCAUGUAGGAAAACCUUCAGCUGUAUCUUUUCCUUAAUUUACACUGCAGUGUUAUCUCAGGAAUUUUUUUUUCCUUUUUCUUUUUUUUAAGGAGACUUAGACAAUGAACUGCAAACACAUUUUCUUUCAGACUUCCUUGCCAAGCCUUUGGCACUUUGUCAUGGAUUCCUUAGUUUACUUGGCAGGAGGAGGGUUUUGUUGAGAGGGAAAGGACUUAGACUUUUUAUAUGUCUUGUAUAUACAUUCAUUGCUGUCCAGUGUCAAGAGAGUUAGUUGAGGGCAGGUUUGGAAACUUUCAUGAAUGUCUUCUCUGUUCUAAAACAUUGUCUCUGUUCAUAAAGAGCUUAAUUUUUGUGAGAAAUGUAAUGGCUAAAGCCAUCAAACACUUUUAUAUUUGAGGAGAUAAGAAUACACCUAUGAAUGGGCACAUUUUAUUUUACCAGUUAAGACUGUUUAAGGCUUUGAUUUUUAAAAAACAAACAUUUUCUUCAUGCGGCUUUAAGGAGCUGAUACUCAGACAUUUUCUUGGUCCUGUACUAUUAGUUUACUUGAUUGCUGUAAUUAGGUGGUAAAUAUUUUAGUUGCAUAAAAUGAUCUCUCUUUAUUCUUCUUAUUUAAAACUGAUUUAGCACUCUCAUUACUCUGAAUUUCCACAUAAAGUUUUGGAGAAGCUUGUCUAUUUAUGAAAAAAAGUAUCAAAUUUCGAUAGAAAUUGAGUUAAAUUGUCAGAUUAGUUUGUUAAGAAUUGUCUUCUUUAUGGUGUUGUAUCUUCCAGUUUAUGAACAUGGUAUGUCUGUACAUUUAUUUAAGUAUUGCUUGAUUUAUUUCAUCACUGUUUUAUAAAUUUCAAUAAUAGGUCCUGAAUGAUUUUUAUAAAGUUUGUAUCUAGGUGGUCUUUUUUCUUUAUGAUAAAUGGAUUGAUUUUUAAGUUUCCACCCACGUUUUGGUAGUAUACAGAAAUGUAAUUAAUUUUUAGAUGUCAGUUUGGUAUCCUACAAUCUUUCUGAACUGUAGGCAUUUGUUUUGAUAGACUGCUUGGGUUUUUUUACAUAGAAAUACCAUCUGCAAAUAGAGGUAGUUUUAUUUCUUCCUUCCCAUCUGUCUACUUCAUUUUCUUUUCCUGGACUAGCUAGGGUUUCCAAUACAAUAUUGAAUAGUAGUAGUAAGAAAGGCUAUCCUUGUCUGGCUUCUGAUAUUAGGGGGGAAACAUUCAGUAUUUUGUCAAGUAUGAUGUUAGUAUAAGGUUUUCUUCAUAGAAGUUUCUUAAUCAAGUUUAGAAAUUUUCCCGUAUUCCUAAUUUGCUGUGGGUUUUUUUUGUUGUUGUUAUUGUGAAUGGGUAUUAAAUUUUGUCAUAUGCUUUUUCUCUACCAAUUGAUACAAUCAUAUGUUUUUUUCUUCUGCAGCUUGUUGAUAUGAUGUAUUACAUUGAUUUGAGUUUUGAAUGUUGAAGCAGCUUUGUAUUCUUGAAACAAGUCCUACUUGAUUGUAGAGUGUAAUUAUUUUUAUAUAUUGUAUUGCAGUAUUCAGUAUGCUAGUAUGUUGAGAAAGUUUUCCUCUAAUUUCAUGAGUGAUAAUGAUAUGUAGUUUUCUUUCUUUUGUUCAUUUUUGUUUCUUUGGUUUUUGUCUAUGUUUGGUACUGUCAUUGGUUUUGGUGUCUAGAUGAUAGUGGCUUCCCAGUAUGUAUUGGGAGUGUUCUUUCUUCUGUUAUGUGGAAGAUAGUGCAUAGAAUUGGUUUUAUUUCUUCCUUCAAUGUUUGGUAGCAUUCUCCAGUGAACCAUUUAUGCCUGGAGAUUUUUCUUUUGGAUGCUUUUUAAUUAUGUAUUUAUUUUAUUUAAUAUGUAUAGAAUUGUUCAGAAUAUCUAUUUCACAUUGGAUGAAUUUUUGUAGUUGUCUUUUUCUAGGAAUUGUUCCAUUUCAUCUAAAUUUUCUUUUUUGUUCCAAGUAUUCCUUUAUUAUAUUGUUUAUGAUGGAAGAAUCUGUACUUAUAUCUCCUGUUAUAUUCCUGAUAUUGAAAAUGUGCCGGUUAUUUUUAUUUUUGUUAAUCUCAGAUGUUUAUCAAAUUUUUUUAAUCUUUUUAAAGAAGCAGCACUUUAUACCACUGUUUUUUCUCUAUUAUCUUUUUGUUCCUAAUUUCACUGAUAUCUCUGUAUCCAUCUUUAUUAUAUCUGUUCUUCCACCUGCUUUGGUGGUAUUUUCCUCUGUAGUUUCUUGAGACGGAUGUUUUGAAUACUGAUUUGAGAUUUUUUUACUUUUCUAAUGUAAGCAUUACAUUCUAUAAAGUUCCCUCACAGCACUUUCCUUACAAGUUUUAAUAUAUUUUAAUAUCAUUUCAUUUGGUUCUAAGAAUUUCUUUAGUCAAGACUUCCUGUCUAACCCAUAAAUAAUUUAGAAGUAUGUUGUUUAAUUUCCUAGCAUUUGAAGUAUUUCAUGCUCUCUUUGUUAAUCACAUCUAGUUUGUUUUAUAUUUGAUCUGGCUGUUUAAAUUUGUUGAGGUUUGCUUUAUGACCCAAAAUAUGGUUUAUCUUGGUGAAUGUUAUAUAAGUUGGCUUGAAGAGAAUGUGUAUUCUACUGUUGUUAGGUGGAGUUUGUAUAAAUGUCCACAUGAUCCUG
This is a messenger RNA of Neofelis nebulosa (Clouded leopard), 5260 nucleotides long. RefSeq names its product zinc finger protein 805 (gene ZNF805). The transcript has 4 exons. The record is from RefSeq and is a predicted model, not a curated record. Gene Ontology annotation, biological process: regulation of cytokine production; negative regulation of transcription by RNA polymerase II; regulation of immune system process. Lineage: Eukaryota; Metazoa; Chordata; Mammalia; Carnivora; Felidae. The coding region runs from base 657 to 2531 and encodes 624 amino acids.